Molecule: messenger RNA, 1287 nt
Organism: Oikopleura dioica
Lineage: Eukaryota; Metazoa; Chordata; Appendicularia; Copelata; Oikopleuridae
Source: the annotation of a GenBank genome assembly
AUGAGAGCAAUGAGAGAACGAGAAACGGUCUGCGUCACCGAAUUGCAGUCUCAGUGGCGAUACGGAGGGGAACAGAUACAUACUAUCAGACGUUAUUGCGCAGAAGAAAGUGCUCUUGGUAAGCCUUACUGUCUUGAGAACAAUGGUGGCGAGGAAUCAGUCAAAGAUUGCUUCUCAACAUGCAGCAAUGAUGUUGUAAAGGGCGGCAGUAUUGCUUGCAAUAAUAAUAACGAUGAGGUUUAUGCGCUUUUCAAGCCACAAACACAUGACCCAAUUGUUACAAGCUGCAAGUCUUGUUUCUACUCUGAAAUACCAAAUGGUGACCCCGGACUUUUCAGAUGCAGAAAUAACCCUGGCGGUCAGGACAAUAUUAAUUGUCUUCCAUUCCAACAAGCUGGUUGUUAUGCUUCCAAGUCAAGAAUAAGAACAGGCUUAAGAUUGUACAAGGAAGUAUUCAGAGGUUGCUCUGCAUUCCCAGAAAAUCUCGUCGAGGAGGGAUGUUAUCAAAGCCGUGGAUCAAGUGGUGUUAUUAGAGUUUGCAAAUCCUGGUGUGGAGAAAAUAAAUGCAAUGGAGACGGUGACGAUCACAUUUUGUCGACACUACCAGUCCCUACCACAAUAGCCGCUUCCGCAACAACCACUUCCACAAAAGGCACUACAACUACAGCAACUCUAUCGACAACUUCAGCCUCCUUUGUUGAGUAUAUUGUUGACGAUCAAAUAACUCUUCUGAAUAUUGCGUGGGAUGCAAUUUAUGAAGAUAUGGGCGCAUCACUCUCUCUUAAACUAACAAAAAAUGUCGCAAAGGAUGUCGAGAUCAUAUUAAAAUACGAUGGUCGGCUCAAGAACAUAUUUAUUACUGUUCAAAGUCUAGAAUCACCUCAAAAUCGUGCGGACGGCACCACCGCUAAAUUUCAAGUUAUCGCAAAAGUAAGCCUAUUGACAGAUGAUUUUAUUGACGCCUACAAUAACAAUUUCGGAAGUUUUUCCGAUUAUAAUUCACUUCAAGUCAUAACGCAAGCCGACCUUCUCAAGAAGGAACCCAUUUCAAGUACAAACCUCGGCAAUGAUGAUAAUAGCUUUCUUAUCGUCAUUGUAUCAGUAUGCUGCGUUCUCAUUGUCGUUAUCAUGCUUAUAGGCUGCAUUUUACUAAAGCAAAAAAGAAAAAAGAACGAUUUGAAAAAUAACCAAGUUUCAAAGAUAGACCAAACUCCAGUUGCAGAUGGCUUCUUUUACCGCAUUGUUAAUGGGAUAAGAGUAUCAAUUCCUGCCGAAAGACUGAUAUAA